Molecule: messenger RNA, 1010 nt
Organism: Magallana angulata
Lineage: Eukaryota; Metazoa; Mollusca; Bivalvia; Ostreida; Ostreidae
Product: ADP-ribosylation factor-like protein 3
Exons: 4
Coding region: 54-764 (236 amino acids)
Cellular component (GO): cytoplasm; microtubule cytoskeleton
Molecular function (GO): GTP binding; GTPase activity
Source: RefSeq, a predicted model, not a curated record
AAGACAAUGAUCUGCGUUAAACUUGAUCUUGAACGUCAACAAUGUAGAUAGAGAUGGAUUCUUCAUCAAAUUCAUGGGUUAAAUACAUAUUGGAGACACGGCCAAGCUCCAUUAUCGUGUCUGGGGUCGUCACCACAGCUUUUGCAUAUGGAGUCUACAGACUAUUCAAAUGGUUGAACAACAGACUUACUUAUGUUCAGUUUGAUGAAUACUUUGAAAACGUCGAAAACACGACGGCCCCUAAUCCCCCACGGUUACGAGUGCUUGUGGUGGGAUUGGAUGGGAGCGGAAAAACCGCGUUCGUUGAGUGCUUGGGGAAAGGCAAGAAAGAGAACUCCAUGCCUAGACCUACUGUCGGCUUCAACAUCAAGUCUGUCACCAUUGGAGAUACUCUGUUCGACAUCUGGGAUGUGGGAGGGUCGGAGUUAUGCAGGAAAUACUGGAAAGAAUUUGUCAAAGACAUUGACGUGAUUGUUUGGGUGGCGGAUUCAACGGCCGAUGAUGCGCGGUUACAAGAGAAUUCAGAUGCCCUCAGAGAAUUUCUCAGUCUUGAAGUCACCAAAGACAUCCCGGUCCUGUUCGUAGCAAACAAACAGGAUCGCAAAAAUGCGCUGAGUCCCCACGAAUUGUUGCAGAAGAUGAAAGUAUGUGCCAUAAUUAACAAAAGUCGUCAGUAUGUAGCAGUUGGGACUGAAAUUCCUCCAGGGGGAGUGAGAAAGGGAAUUUUCCUGGCAUAUCAAAAUCUCAAAUUCUUAUCUUCUUAGCUAUAUACAUUAUAUAAGUGAAAAUGACAAUUUUUUGCAAAAAUAUUCUAAUUAUUUUGUAGAUUUUUUUUACCCAUAUUCUUUUACUGUAGAACAGGUAAUAUGUUUACAUAGCUCUGAUAUUAUUAUUAUUCAUUUUUAGAUCAACAUAUGCUGUUUGCUUUUUUAAAACUUAUAAUACUUAUGCAUCUGUUUUAAAGUUUGCAUACUUUUUUAGUGUUGAGAUUAAUAAAUGCUCAUAAAGAA